Molecule: messenger RNA, 1401 nt
Organism: Chenopodium quinoa (quinoa)
Lineage: Eukaryota; Viridiplantae; Streptophyta; Magnoliopsida; Caryophyllales; Amaranthaceae
Exons: 6
Coding region: 1-1401 (466 amino acids)
Source: RefSeq, a predicted model, not a curated record
AUGGCCAGAACGAAACAGACGACCAAAAGGUCUAGGAGCCGGCGCACUAUAUCAGUGCCAGCCGAUGAGGUUGUCCCAGACGGAGAACAGAGGGAUUUGGAUGAGAGUAGGUCUGAUGAAGAGGCUCCCUCUACUUCCGGGAGCUCAGGGGUAGGAGAGGUAGGCGGUGAGGGAGCCGCCUCCUCCAAUGAAGCCAGCGAUGCUGAGGCCGGCGAAGGGUCAAGGGCCGAAUCUUCCGGCUCUGACCAAGAUAAUUUUGCGGAUGACUAUCAACAGCCGCCUAAGGUCGUCGACAACCCCAACCCUAAACGGACUAGGAUGCUGCCGGCCGACGCCUUGAAGAUGGUCGAUCCGGCAAAGACACCGACUAAGUCGGCGGCGCUGCUGCGCAAAGAGGCUGCACUUGCCAAGAAAGCAGCCGUCGAUGCAAAAGAGUCUAAGAAAGGGGGGGACUCUGCAAAGCGAAUACCACGAUCCUUCUCCAAGCUUCUCAAAAGGCAAGGAGAAGAUCUGGAGAAAGCUCCGGCUGCGAAGGCCGCCAGAAAGGACCCCUCUCCCCAGACACAUUCUGCUGCCAAAUCCGAUCGUCCAACGACCGGAGGCAAAUCUCCUGCUGCGAUGAAGAUUUUGAGCGAAAGCUUAGAACGCUCACAGCAGAAAGCGUUGGAUUCCUCUACGACAUCGAAGGGUGGCGAGCCACCUAAUGUUGCAGCCGGUGCGACAACAACUGGGGAGGAGCAGAAGCCUGCGCCCCAUCCGGAUACCCAAGAAGAAGCUCUAAAAAUGUUGCAGUUAGAGAAAACUCCUAAACGGUCUUCUGCAACCAUCCGCAAAGAUCUUGCGGAGAAAGUUGCGGCUGAGCUCAGGGCCAAGGGAGGAGAGGUUGGAAAGUCGUUUGAGAAGCAACUCAAACGGGCUAGGGAGGAGAACCCUGCCGUUCUCAACAAAAUCAAAAAAUCCACCUCUGCAUCAACUCCUGGUGCCUCAGCCGGGCCUAAGACGAUGCGGAUAUCGGGGCGACUCAAGAAGACCAAGGUUGAGAGGUUGGAGAAGGAUGCUGCUCAAGCUCAGAAAAACUUUGCAGCAACCCUGGAGGCGGAACAAAACCGCCUUGUUGCUGAGAGUGAUGCUGACAACAACGCCUGUAUGAAGAUUGUGUGGGCCGUCUUGUACCCAGACGCUGAUUAUAGCAUCUGGGCACUGGCGCACAGCUAUGCCGAGUACGUGGUGUACUUGAGAGAAGAAGGCGAGUCAGAGCCUGCCUCUUUCGAAGCCUGGGUCAGCUCCAACAAUGAAACGUCCGCGCCUGAUCUUCCUGGUCCUGGUGAAGCACAAGAGAUACCCUCAGAUGGUGAAGAGGAGGGGGAGGACCAGGAGGCUCCGUCUGCAGGCCAGAAGUGA